CGAGCGGCCGCACUGACCCGGCCCUUCUCCCCUCAGGCGUCCGGCAAUAAGGUGAGCCGGCAGUCCGUGCUGUGCGGCAGCCAGAACAUCGUUCUCAACGGCAAGACAAUAGUUAUGAACGACUGUAUCAUUCGUGGUGACCUGGCAAACGUACGGGUUGGACGACACUGCGUGGUGAAAAGCCGCAGUGUCAUUAGACCGCCCUUCAAGAAGUUUAGUAAAGGGGUGGCCUUUUUCCCUCUCCACAUCGGUGAUCACGUCUUCAUAGAAGAGGACUGUGUUGUCAACGCAGCCCAGAUUGGCUCCUAUGUGCACAUAGGCAAGAACUGUGUCAUUGGUCGUAGAUGCGUUCUGAAAGACUGCUGCAAAAUCUUAGACAACACAGUACUACCUCCUGAAACAGUAGUCCCACCCUUCACAGUCUUCUCAGGCUGCCCAGGACUCUUCUCUGGGGAGCUCCCGGAAUGUACCCAGGAACUCAUGAUUGAUGUCACGAAGAGCUACUACCAGAAGUUCUUGCCGCUCACUCAGGUCUAGUAGCCUAUUUACCCUGUUUCAGAGCAGUAAAGGCACGCAGGAGCAUUCUGGGGGCGGGGAGAGGGAUGUUGGUCAGAGAGACCAGGGCACGGCCCUCUGCUGCCCUGAGCGCUUCUGCGAGUGUUCCUCCACACUAACGGCCCGGCCAAGCAGUCCCUCGUGAAAGCUGCUGUGUCAUGUUGUUUAAACUUUGUAUGUUCAUUUGAGUGUAAUUCAUUCCAUGUUGUCUGAAUCGUGCUGUUACAUGUUCUGGAGCUAGGAAACCUGAUACAAUUCCCUUUUGGGCAGCAUCUCCCCAUUGCAGCCGGGGAACAAGGCAGAGCUGCCAGCACAUACUCCGCAGCCUAAGCCUGUCUUUCACGUCAGUUCUGUUCCUGCCCUAAGGCAAGUGGGUUUAUGUUUGCUAGAAGCAAUCUCCAUCCCCCAGCAGAAGUGCUGUGCGCCUGUUGGGCAUGUUACAGGCUGUUACUGGUCCAGCAGACCCAGUGCUUUCCUUUGGAACAAUAAUUGCAGUUCCCAGGCCCGUGUAUUGGGGUAGAUGGCCUCUUCCUUUCUUCCCUGUGACUGAGAUGCUCCUGCAGGGACAGGAUAGCGUUCAUCAUCCUGGGACUGGCUUUAGGACUUUUGGCUGACACUGAAACCCAUCUUUCUGUGCCUCGCCUGACAGGACACUUCUUAGCUUUGGGCUCUUGAAGCAGCCGUCAGUCCCGUGCUCUCGCCCGUCCCGCAGGGUUAGCAUUCGGCGUGUGCCGCUUCCUGAACACCGCAGGCCUUAGAGAGCCCAAGGGCUCUGGAAGGGGAUUGCCACGUCGCUCACAGAACUCAGUGCAGCAGAAAGGGGGUAGUUUCAAGCAGAAACCGGAGGUGGGUGAGAGAACACUGCAAUCGUCCCCAUUUAUUACCCAGUAUCUAUAUUUGCAGAAAGCUCUUUGGUGCUUUUCUGCGUUACAAAACAAAGAGAUUCAGACUUCUUGGGAAGAGCGAACAUUUCAUUUUGGACAUGUGGCAGAGCAGGAAUAGUUCCACUGGGGGUAGCUCUGUGGAAGUUGGAGACAGCUGACACUUGUGUGUACCCAACUUGGUACAAGACAACUGGCCAAAAAUGAAUCUGCCUGCUCUGGUUGUGUCAUUAAAGCUUAGCAUUGUCCUUCUCUAGCUUUUAAAUCUGGGGCUCCUGCAUGUUGUAGUGUAGCAGCUGGGGGCCAGGACAUGUAUUAGUUACGUAGUAGGUGUGUGGCUGCGGGACCAGCAGCCCUGGAGCCUUCAGCUGUUCUGUGUAAUGCGAAGUACUGAUACACCUUCAAUAGCAAACAGCCCUACAAGUACUAAAGUGUGUAGUAACUACUGUUAAUCAAAUGUAAAGCCACUGACUGGUCUGUGUGUAUUUUUACUGUACAUAAAUUAAAGCCUCUUCAAGUUGUUCAAG
Messenger RNA from Athene cunicularia (burrowing owl), 1963 nucleotides. RefSeq names its product dynactin subunit 5 (gene DCTN5). The record is from RefSeq and is a predicted model, not a curated record. The transcript has 5 exons. NCBI's taxonomy places the organism in Eukaryota, Metazoa, Chordata, Aves, Strigiformes, Strigidae. The coding region runs from base 115 to 537 and encodes 140 amino acids.